Molecule: messenger RNA, 5738 nt
Organism: Daphnia pulex (common water flea)
Lineage: Eukaryota; Metazoa; Arthropoda; Branchiopoda; Diplostraca; Daphniidae
Gene: gukh
Exons: 9
Coding region: 151-5466 (1771 amino acids)
Biological process (GO): cell differentiation
Source: RefSeq, a predicted model, not a curated record
GUUCCAGUGGAGUCGACCGGGCCGGUCGCAACUUCUUGUUUCUCCCCCAAAAAAAGUGUUUGUUAGUGUCCAGUGUGUUGGUGUUGUAGCGCGGGAAUGUUAUCCGUUUAAAUUUUUAAAGAAGAAAAUUGAAUUUGAUAACAAAGAAAAAUGCCGUUCGUGUUGCGGCAAGUGACGCCGGUGCGUCUGAGUCGACUGGGCGUCAGUCAAACGGCGUCGUCGGUUGGUGAUGAUGACGACGACGUUCGCCAGUUGAUCAGCAAUCAGACGCUGUCGGCCUGUCUCAGACAGCUGGCCUCGCUCGUCUCGCUGGCCUCCGACAUCUUCGCUCACUGUCACGACGAGGCCAGUCUCCUCCAGCAGCGGACGACCCAAUUGAGUCAGAGACUCGAUCGGCUCCAAUCCAACGCCGAUCAGCGACUCGACUCACGAUCCGUCGCCAUCCCUGAAGGAGAUUUGGCAGCGUUCAGUCACGAUCACAAGACCAAUCACUUCAAAAGUGGCCAGCCGACCGCCGCCGCCGCUGCUGCUCCUCCUGCUGCGACAUCAACUCAAGUGCCGGAAUUAAAGUUGGUGACGUCGGAGAAUCGCCCCAAGGCUUUGACGUUGCUGUACGAGAAAGCGGCGGUGCUGGACAGUCCGCCGCCCGUCAACCGGCCAGACAGUUUGGUCAUGCUGAUGGCCAACGGCGGCGUUAGCGGUCAAGGCGCCAAUUACUUGGACGCGGCCGAUUACGGGCGUCUGAUGGAGUUGGGGGCCACGCUCCGGCGCUCUCGUCGCAAGCACAGGACCAACGUGCUGGAAAUCGAAACCAGACGGCCGGCAAGUUUGGCACACAUGAGGGAGUGGCUGACGGACGACGAGGGCGUCCUCGACGAUCUGUCGGCGCCCGUCGGACCGGACAACCGACGGCCAAUCGACAACGACCACCACAAAGAUUCCGCCGAUCUUCCGCACAGAUUACCGUCGCCGGAAGAGAAAGCUAAAGCGGCUGCGUCGCAAGUUUUUCCGGCUGAGGUGGUCCGGCUGGACGUGACGGGCUCGGGUUUCCAGCGCAUGACCCAAUUCCGUCGCUCGCUGCAACAUUUCGAGUACGUCGAUCCGUCGGCGGUCGGUGGAGCUGCGGCCGGAAGCGGCGGCGGAGCGGAGCGGGCCGUCAGGAGCCGCAAGAGGAGCAAGAAAAAGUCGACAAAGAAGCGGCGCAACACCAUCGCCUGCGAUGGCGACCGGAACGACAUCCAGGACGCCCUCAGGGCCGCCAACAAUUCCAACCUCAGCCGGAACGACGGAGAGAAAAGCGGAUCGAGGAGUUCGUUGCGCCAGCGGCUGAAUUUGGUCCACCUGCUGCGGACGUCGCUGAUGACGACGCCGUCGACGACGACGGGUGGCAGCAAAGGAGCGGCGUCGGCCGUGACGUCAUCCGACAUGUCGUACGACGAGAGCGACACCAACACGCCGUCGUCCAUCGGCAACACGACGACCGACGCCACGUCGCACGCCUCCAGCGAACUGGUCGUCCAGGUGACGGCCGGCAACCUGGUCACGGCCACGCGGACCCGAUCCGGCGCCAUGAUGAACACCAUCUCGCGCCUCAGGCGACUGGGAACCGACCACACCUUCGUCUCCGGUCUCACCACAGCCAUCCAGGUGGACAUUCACCCGCCGCCCAGUUGUUCUUCGACUGUAAAUGGGCCGUCUGGCAGCAGCAAUUCAAACCGGAUCGAAUCCAACGGAGGCGAUUCCGAUCUCUACGAGCUCAUCCCAAGCGAAAAAGAAUUCGGCACCCUGGGCAAUGCCCGUCCAGUUUUACGAGGGGUCAAAUUACGUGGAAAUAAGGAGAAUAAAGAGGAUGGCAGAUCUUCUUCCGGCAAUUGGUCGGCAUCCGGCAGCUCUUGCAGCACCAGAGCUUCGCUGGAUUCCGAUCAUCCGCGUCAUCACCACCACCAUCAUCAUCCGGUGGCCGUUUCGCCUCUGGCCCAACGACACCCGAGGGUCAUCCAGCAGCAUCCGCAGACGGCCAGAUCUUUUUCGCCGGAAAUGGAUGUCGAUUCGGCCCUUUCGGGCGACGAUUGCAGCGCCACCACAACGUCCAGCAUCCACCGGGCGGAUGAAAACGGUCACCAUCACAACGAGCUGGACCUGGAAACCAGUUCCGUCUACAGUUGCGACGCCGAGGGCUAUUACACCUCCUUCCACAUCGACAGCGGCCUCAAAACUCUCAAGGAGGGCCAGAGUGAUGGAAGUUUACACAAGAACCGGACGUCGGUCAAUUCCAAGGAGGCGAGCGGCGGCAGUGAUCGCUCAUCCGGAAUGAGCUCGGCUUCCGGCAGCAUUUCGGGCGGAUUGGCUUCCGGCCAACCAUUCCCGGCAGCUACACCUGAAAAUGAAUACGAAUUGUUCGGCAAGGGCAGCACUUUGUCCAGCGCCACCACCAGUUCGGCAGGGACGGUCAUCUUCCGGCCGGAAGGAGUCGGUAACAGCAACAACAACACAGUGGGGAGUCGGAAGAAGAGGAACAGCCAACCGCCCGAGCCACCGCCACGAAAUGGAAGCUCCAGCAACCGGAAUUCGGUGGAUUCCGGAAAAUUGCGGAAGCAAAUUCCGGAAGAGAAGAAAUCGCUGAGCCAAUUGGUGACGGAAACGGAAUCCAAGGAGAUCGCCGACGCUCUCAAACAGCUGAGGAGCAACGAAUCUCCCGGAAGCGAAACCGCUGGAUCGCCGGAAUCGGAAUGCAUGAGGGCCAAUUUAACUCAAAUCGGAAGGAUUCCGGCCAUGUGCGUCAUCACUCCUUCCAUCACUCCACUGCCAAGCGACGACGAUGCCAUGCUCAACGAUCCUUCCGGCCGGAAUUCCGGAAUAAGUCUCGAAUCGCACAUCCAAUCCGCGUUCCUCCAGCAAGUCGCCGCAACGGAAGUUCGUCCCAGUCCGGUGAGCCGGACUCGAGUAAACGUGGCCGAUCUUCCGGCGGCCAUUCCGGCAUCCACCGAGUCGACGGCCAUCGUUAUCAAGGCGUCCGUCGUCAAGUGUCCGGUCGAUCAGGAACUUGUGGCUCUCAACCAACUGCCGGCCGCCGAUUCGGACAAUCUGAACGCCCAGCCGUUCUCCUCCGCCGGAAGCAGUGAAAGUUCACGAUCCAGCUCGUUGGAAAGGAAGAAACGUGGCGCCAGAGUGACGCUGGAUUCCGACGGAAAAGUUGUCUACAGUUCGGAUUCUCUAAAGAGACGGAAAGCUCAAGCCGGACACACUUCCACGUUCGUCGAGCCGGGCACCGGCCAGCAAAAUGUGGAAAGGAAAUUGGAUCCAGGGACGUCGGCCUUCCGUCCCAAUCCGAUCGGCUCGACUGGAUCAGCUGCUGGCAACGCGAACAAACCGCUCAGUCCACCGCCUUACAGGCCGGCCCCAAGUUUCAACGGCCCUCGAACUUCUUCUUCUUCUUCAUCCUCUUCGACGAUUCCGGCCGUCAGGACUCAGCCGGACGGUCAAAGUUCAACCAAUGGAAAUGGAUCGGGAAUUCCGGCGAUUCUAGUGUCCCGGUCCGACAGCUACCGACUGGCCAACGUCGACGACCAAGUGGACAGCGGAGGCGAUCCGGCCGGUGCCUUCCAGCGGAAUCGAUCCGACAGUUACCGCAAAGCCAAUCAGACGCUCUCGGUGGCGCCGCCGCAAGCGGCUGGCAGUCACAACGGAAGACUCGCUCCACUUAGUCACACGUUAAGCGGAUUCGCAGUCAACGGAGGAGGGACAACUCACCGAUCCGUGACGGCCACCGCCGGAACGGGCCAGUUCAUUUCGGGCCACUUGACGGACAGACCCAACAGCAACGGAUGGUCGUCCAGACCUUCCCAGCCAGCGAUGAAUUACUCCAUCAAAAGUCCGAUGCUGGUCAAACAAAUUUCCAAUCCGGGUUUCAACGCUGCUGGGCAAGCUUCCGGCCCGGCUGCAGCAGCAGCCAAUGGACGUCCUAGUAAGCAAUUCAACCACCGGCAAAUCUCUAGUCCGGCCAUGAUGAUGAUGACGUCCAGUCCGCUCCUGGUGAAACCCAACAACGGCGGAGGAGGAAUUCACAAUCCAAAUGCGGCCGGAAGGCGGAUUUACGGCGGUCCUCGGCUGUUGGUCAAUCCGAAAAUCCUGACGUCUCCGACUCACCAAAACAACAACAACAACAAAAGCGGAAGCGUCAGCAGUCUCAACUCGAGCGGCGGAAGCGGAUUGGACAUUUCCAUGACCAGCCAACAACCAACUCAUCACAAGAAAUCCGCAUUUGCCAGCGGAUUCGGAAGUGUUCCACCCAGUCCCGUCGUCCGUCCACCCACCAACGCCCAGGAUCGGCCCAGCUUCUUCAACAACACUCCAGAUGGAACAGGAACUACUAGUUCGAGAUUGAACGGAGUUUCAUCCAGCAGCUCAUCACCACUUCCGGGCUAUCAAUCUUUAUCGCCUCCGCCGAGAAUGUCGGCCUUGCCACUAGCCCAGUUGUCGUCCACAUCGACCGAAUUUCAACGCAAAGAUUUCCGAUACAAUUCGCUUCCGGCUCGAUUCAAAACGGUGGCCGAUUAUUACGCAUCCAUGACCGGCGGCGGCGGUUCUCCGUCUUCCGUAGAACCAAACUACAACCAGUGGCUGCCCAGUGCGGGAGAUGACAAAAGAAACAGCAGCACGCUUCCGUUACCGUCGAAAUUAGCGGCGGCCAACGCAGCCAGAACCGGAAGAGAUAGUCCGGAAGAAGGUGGAUUCCUGGAAUUUUCACCCAAAAGAUCAAACUCUUUCAACUCUGCUACUCCCAGUGGCGCCGGACGUGUCCAGCAACAAGGCAAAUCGUCGCCAACACCUUCGUAUUCCUCCUGUUCCCUGGAUGGCUCCUUUUCCACGUCAAGUUUGAACGAAUCCGUCGACACUCGCCCCGGCACUUGGCCGCUUCAUCCAGGUGAUGCGGGGGCGUCACCUUCACCACAGCAGCCCAAAAUCCAUUCAAUCGGACUGGUCAAACGGACGACCAUUUCCGAUUUCAAACGCAAAUUGCUCCAGCAACUCCAUCAUCCGGCGUCCAAUAAAAAGAUCUCGGCCGUUGAGCAGCUCAAAGCGACUCAACCUCCGCCGGCCGGAAUCGGCAAGGGGCCCGCGUCGCCAGACGUCAGUCCAGUGACCAAACAUCCAGCACUGGAGAAUUUGAUUCGUCGCAGUGCUCGAGUCAGUUACAUCGCCAGUCGGCUCAGUCAGCAGCAGCAGCAACGCAACAAUCGAUUCCAUCCGCACUACAGUCCACGAACGGACGUCCUGUCUUCCACCAUCGCAGAGGGGAGGAGCGAGGAAGAACUGGCAGCUGCUGACGACGAUGCAGUCACCAUUUCUUCAGUGUCCAGCAAUGGAGCUAGUGUCCGUAGACAUUUGUCUUUUCAAAACGGUUCACGACGUGGGUCGUCCACUCCAUCUAGUGGCAGUUCGACACCCAUUGAAACAUCUCUCUAGUUUUCUUAGUGAGAGAAGAGAAAAAGUUGAGAAAAUGCAUUACAUCUAUAUCUGUAACGAAUCCUGCAAGUAUACCAGUCAUCACCUUUUCUUUAAAAAGCUAUAAUUACCUUCAAUUGUCACGAGUUGUUUGUGCCUUUAGAACUGCAUUUGACUUCUAUUAUUAUAUUUUCUGUCGAUUGUGUGUUGGGAUUUAUCGAAAACCCUACAGUGCCUGUAAAAAGAAAUUAUUGAUACAUUUAGCAACAUAAUAAACUGUGAGAAACAUUUUU